Aspergillus neoniger CBS 115656 is the source of this 1605-nucleotide messenger RNA. RefSeq names its product undecaprenyl diphosphate synthase family protein. Gene Ontology annotation, cellular component: endoplasmic reticulum; lipid droplet; membrane. NCBI's taxonomy places the organism in Eukaryota, Fungi, Ascomycota, Eurotiomycetes, Eurotiales, Aspergillaceae. The record is from RefSeq and is a predicted model, not a curated record. The transcript has 2 exons. Bases 341 to 1537 code for a protein of 398 amino acids. Gene Ontology annotation, molecular function: ditrans,polycis-polyprenyl diphosphate synthase [(2E,6E)-farnesyl diphosphate specific] activity.
UUACCCCCCGGGAGACGAUCGAACGCGAACAAAAAAAGAACAGUGUAGCCUGAUGAGCACGGCCCUACCGGGCACAUCCCAAAGCUUACAUUACCCUUACUACACCUCUGGUGGCCGUCAUCUCUUUCAUAUUUGCUCUCCAGUUUAAUAGGGUGCGGCUGCUUGGGUCCACUUGUCAGGAUAUCGAAAUACUGCCUGGUGCAUCGCCCCUGCACUACACGGACGCCCCCCGUCUUGCAUCGUGAAACCUCCUCCGCUUCUCUCGCAGCCUUCCACAAACCAGCCCUUUUCGACUCGGAAAAGCUUGUCAUACUCUGAAAUAUACGCAUGAUCAUUCAAGAUGUCGACAUCGAUACACUUGUCGAGGUUCCGGAAAUGGCUCCUUGCUUCGCCGCCAAUCGAGUUUGCCAUUGGGCAACUUCGGGACCUCUUGGUUGGAGCAAUCCGACAGGGUCCAGUUCCACAACAUAUUGCUUUCGUCAUGGAUGGUAACCGGAGGUUUGCCCGAACGCACGGGAUUGAAACGGUGGAAGGACACAACAUGGGGUUUGAGGCUUUGGCAAGGAUUCUCGAAGUCUGUUACAAGAGCGGCGUUAAAGUAGUUACAAUUUACGCCUUCAGCAUCGAAAACUUCAAACGCUCCAAAUUCGAGGUGGAUGCACUGAUGGAGAUGGCCAGGGUGAAGUUGUCGCAGAUGGCUCAGCAUGGCGAGAUCCUCGAUCGCUAUGGGGCCAAGGUGCGGAUAUUGGGUCGGUUGGACUUGCUCAGGCCGGAUGUUCUCGCUGCAGUGAACCGGGCCGUGGAAAUGACCAGCAACAAUGGUGACUGCGUAUUGAACAUCUGUUUUCCGUAUACGUCGCGCGACGAGAUCACCACGGCUGUCCGAGAUACCGUGGCCGAGUACAGCCAGCCCCUUCCGUCGACUCGUCCGUCGUCUAUCUCCUCGAGGACACCCUUUUCCGAAUCCCACAUUACACAAAACAUUCGAGCACAGACGCAGGUUUCGAAAGGGGAAGAGGUACCGAGUGACUCGGAAGCGGCAUCAGAGUCAUCAGGAGACGGCGAAACGACGAAGCACAAGACACCGAACGGAGUCUAUGAAAACGGAUCUUCGUUUUCUUCCUCGUCGACUCUCCACCUCGCCGGGCAACAAGAUGCUGCCAAUGGGAAAGUACCAGCAGCAGAACCCGCCGUCGGGAAGGAGAGCCUCGUCUUUAUGUCCCCUGAGACGAUUACACGCCAGACGUUGUCAGAGCAUUUAUUCACCCAUGACAAUCCUCCUCUAGAUCUGCUGGUCCGGACGUCUGGAGUUGAGCGCCUUAGUGACUUCAUGCUGUGGCAAUGCCACGAGGAUACGGAGAUUGUCUUCCUCGACGUCCUAUGGCCGGAAUUUGACCUUUGGCAGUUCCUGCCCGUGAUGCUGAGAUGGCAGCGUCGAAUCUCCAAGUCAAAGAAGAACCCGGAUGCGGAGGGCAACUUUGACGGCGAUACGUCUGACUCUGCGGAGGAAAGUAAUGGCAAGGUCAAAGACCUGUAGAUUGUUAUGUUCACUUUUUAUCUUUUUCUCUGUUGUUGUAUACAUGGACUGGGUUACCGUCCUGGCAU